Tripterygium wilfordii is the source of this 3033-nucleotide messenger RNA. RefSeq names its product protein TPX2-like. Gene Ontology annotation, biological process: mitotic spindle assembly; regulation of mitotic spindle organization; activation of protein kinase activity. Bases 228 to 2798 code for a protein of 856 amino acids. The record is from RefSeq and is a predicted model, not a curated record. The transcript has 22 exons. Gene Ontology annotation, cellular component: mitotic spindle; nuclear microtubule. Gene Ontology annotation, molecular function: microtubule binding; protein kinase activator activity. NCBI's taxonomy places the organism in Eukaryota, Viridiplantae, Streptophyta, Magnoliopsida, Celastrales, Celastraceae.
UCAAAAAAUUCGACCGUUAGAGAUCCCUAACGUUAAACUCCUCCACUCCACCGACUCUCCCACAGACAUAGAGACAUUCUUCCUGUUAUCCUUCUCUCUCCUUCACCACUGAAAAGGUUUCCAAUUCUCAGACCCAAAACUCCAGAGGGAUUAUUAAUCCGACAGCGUUUACUGUAUUUUAUCUCGAUUUCUCAGAUAUCCGAUUCGUUUGGUGAAGUGAUUUCUCGAUGGCGGUAGCCGAGGAAUCGUCGGACGACAGUGGAAUCAUGAUCGAUGGGACUUACGAGUUCUCGGCGCCUCGGUUCUUUGACUUCGUUAAAGGAGAGACGGACGAGGAUAAGCGUAAAGCAGAGCUCUGGUUCGACAACGGCCUAAGCUACGCGCCUUCACCUUUUAUGCCUAGAAUCAAGACAGCUAGAUCAGUUAAGGUUGAUACGUUGUGUGACUUUAGCGAAGCAGACCAAAUGCAGAAGGGAACAGAAUCAUCAUAUGCAGCAGUAACUGAUUAUCCCUUGGAGAUUAAGCUUCAAUCCAAUGACAAAACCACUGAAAGUAAGGGAGAAAAGGUAAUCCAGAGUGAGCCAGAGGAAGAAAACGAGAAAAAUCUUGUCGAGAUUUCUGCCGUCAAGGAGGCUGCAUGUGGAGGAGCAUUUGGAGGACAAUGUAAAGGGGAGGAUCCAGAAAGUGGAAGUGGUUCCAAGGACAAAACCACUGAAAGUAAGGGAGGACAGGUGAUCCAGAGUGAGCCAAAGGUAGAAAACGAGAAAAAUCUUGUCAUCGAGAUUUCUUCCGUUAAGGAGGCCACAUGUGGAGGAGAAUGUAAAGGGGACGCAGCAUGCCAUCCAGAAAGUGGAAGUGGUUCCAUUGGAAGAUCUUCUUCCACUAAUGAAAAGAUAAAUUCAGUAGGUCGAGUGGGAGCUGAAGCUUGCACCCCUAGACCAACAAUGACUUCUCGAAACGGAGAACUUCAAGUCACUGAUUCUAAGAAGCACCAGACAGCUAGAAAGAUAGCUAGUUUGGUUCAGAAUCCAUCUGCAUUCAAGCCGAAAACUCAGCUGCAGUCUAAAGUUAAGAGUGCAAAACCAUCCAGUGUGACAAGAGGCACAAAUGUGAAGAAAAGUACUGGGACUCCUAGUUUGUUAGCUCAAGAUAACCAGGCUAUUAAGCGGCAGAAGCUGGAAGGAGGUAGAUCUAGACAGAUCCUUACUGUUAAACCGCCCCCAAAUUUGCCCCACAAAUCAAAAGCGGGUCUUACAAGUAGCAGUUCAGGUUUAUGCUAUGCUGUUGGUAAUAAAAUAAACAAAGAGGACAGAAAGGUUUAUGUUCAGGAACCAGUUGCACCAUUUGUUUCCAUGGCAGAAAUGAUGAAAAAGUUUCAAUCAAGUACAAGAGACCUGUCAUUGCCAUACACAAAUCGCUCUCUUUCACAUGAUGAUAAAGGUUCUGUCAUCCAGAGCAAUCCUACUCUCUCUUUGACAAGACCUAAAGAACCUGAAUUUGAAACAGCUCAGCGUAUCCGUCUAGUAAAGGUAAAAAGCAGUGCAGAGCUGGAAGAAGAGAUGAUGGCUAAAAUCCCCAAGUUUAAAGCUCGACCAUUAAACAAGAAGAUUCUAGAAGAGCCAACCUUACCAGUAUUACCAAGAAGUACACCACAGCCUCCACAAUUUCAGGAAUUCCAUUUCAUGAGAAUGGCAAGGGCGAAAGACAAUGAAGAGACAGCUUCUGUAGCCUCAUCAAUACUGUCUCGUCAGACUACUACUAAUCAAUGGAAACAUCAUCUAACGUAUCCGAAAACUCCAGUUCUUCAAACAUCACUGAGGGCCCGUACUCCCAAGGUGAAAAGUUCUUUUGAACUUGAGCAAGAGGAACUUGAAAAGGUUCCAAAGUUUAAGGCAAGGCCUUUGAAUAAGAAGAUAUUUGAAAGCAAAGGGGAGCUGGGAAUUUUCUGCAAUGCGAAAAAACACGUAACAAAACCUCAAGAAUUUCAUUUUGCCACGAAUGAGAGGAUUCCACCAGCCACUGCAGUUAUUGAUCUGUUUGAUAAGCUAUCGUUGAAUUCUGAACCUUGCCAUGACAAACCAUUGCCUAGAAAUACAACACCCAAUCCAUUCCAUCUCCACACAGAGGAAAGAGGCGUUCAGAAAGAGAGGAAAUAUGUGACCGAAAUUAUGCAGAAACAGUUGGAAGAUGAAAGAGCAAGGAUUCCUAGGGCUAAACCUUAUCCUUAUACCACCGACUAUCCUGUGAUUCCACCAAAACCUGAGCCCAAGCAAUGCACAAAACCGGAGCCUUUCCAGCUGGAGAGUCUGGUUAGGCAUGAGGAGGAAAUGCAAAAGGAAGCAGAAGAAAGGAGGAGGAAGGAGGAAGAAGAGGCCAAAUUGAGGAUAUUUAAGGCACAGCCUGUCCUUAAAGAGGACCCCAUCCCUUUGCCUGAAAAAGUGCGCAAGCCUCUUACACAAGUACACAAAAUUAAUCUCCAUGUAGACCACAGGGCUGUGGAUAGAGCAGAAUUCGAUCACAAGAUCAAGGAGAAGGAGAUGAUAUAUAAGAGAUACAGAGAAGAGAGUGAAGCUGCAAAGAUGAUUGAGGAAGAGAAGGCAUGGAAACAGUUGAGAAGGACAAUGGUUCCACAUGCAAGGCCCAUGCCUAGUUUUGAUAAUCCAUUCUGUCCACAGAAGGCUUGCAAAGAACCAACAAAGCCUAAGUCACCAAAAUUGCGUGUCACGAAAAGGAAAGAAAGGCGAAGAGUAAUCAGCACUCUCACUCCAGUUUCUAGCUCUGCUUCAAAUAUGAGGUGAUGAUUGGUGGCUGGAGUAGUGUUCAAGUUCAAGAACUCUCUUCUUGAACGGUUGAACCCCCUGUAGAAAUCUUAUGUAAUGUACUCCAUUUAACAUAGUUUCAGCAUAUAUGUGACAGUAGUGCCCAACACAUCAUGUAAAGUUCUAGGUUAAAGUGACAAUGCAGUUUGACUGCAGUGUAGUAAGAUUCUACAUUCUUCUUUAAACAUGCAACGAUGUUGAAUUCCUGGGGAGC